AUGUCAAACGUAUAUCAGAAGGGAAAAACGGCCACGCAAUUCACGACCGAAAUGGACAAUCUAAGGAAGCUUCUGGAAUCAUCGUAUAUUGACGAAGGAUUACAACCCGAGCUUGCUGAAAAAUUCAGCACUAAAGAAGCUAUCAACGCAAUGACUAGAAACUGCGAAAACGGGAAACUGAAGACCAUCCUGGAAGCUGGCACAUUCCCAACAAUGAAUGAUGCCGUAAGCAAAUAUAUAAAUUGCAGCACACAAAUGACUGGCAAUGCCAGCACAGUAUUCUACACUCAGAGAGGACACGCAUAUCGUGGUAAUUACAGAGGUAAUUAUCGCGGCAGAGGCUAUGGCCGUGGAUAUGGUAACAACUAUAACCGCAAUAAUGGCCAGCCGAACUACUACAAUAAUUCGAACUCCAGAGGAAACAACAGUUACAGAGGUAACAGUCGCUCAAAUGGAGGAAACAACACGAACAAUUCUAAUAACAAUAACGUGAGGGUAGCCCAGAAUACUUCGGGAAACUCCCAGCAACCCUUAGAUACUCAACAACAAUAA
Drosophila ficusphila is the source of this 552-nucleotide messenger RNA. RefSeq lists its product as uncharacterized. NCBI's taxonomy places the organism in Eukaryota, Metazoa, Arthropoda, Insecta, Diptera, Drosophilidae. The transcript has a single exon. Bases 1 to 552 code for a protein of 183 amino acids. The record is from RefSeq and is a predicted model, not a curated record.